CGAACUCUUCUUUUCUCCGCCUCGACCUGCUCCUCUCAGCAGGCAGCGAAGGGCUGAUGUGCGGCCGUGUAUCCCUCCGUGGUGUCGACCAGAACCACCAGGCCCAAACACCGAACCGCUCCACCGAAUGGUCCCCUUUGUCGCAACCCGACAAGGCUGUAAAUACCAGCGCCGGGCUGAGAGCGUUAGCUGGAGCUCAUGUGGAAGGAGAACGUGCGAGAAGGCGUUCGGGACGUGGGAACUGGUGGGUCCAGUUGGCUGUUCCCGUCCGGUCCAUUCCUGGCCUGCUGUGGAAGCGGCCCAGUCAGGUUCCCAGCUGACCUCCCGCAACGAUAAUAUAAACCGUGUGUGCAGGAGAACCAGGCAGGACUGGCAACACUCAAACCAGAGCAGCUGGUCUGUGUAGCGGAACCAGAACUGACUGGGAACUUAAAGCCCCCAGAGAACUGAUGGCUCGGUAUGUCGGAUGAAGAUUCCCGUGCCAGCACAAGCUCUUCUUCCUCUUCAUCUUCCAUUCAUCAUCAUCAGCAGCAGCAGCAGGACGUAAACCCUUCAAAGAAGCGAGAGAGCAAAGUCAGCAUGAGCAAGACCUCCAAGCUUCUGUCUACCAGCGCUAAAAGAAUUCAAAAGGAACUGGCUGACAUUACACUGGAUCCUCCUCCGAACUGCAGUGCCGGCCCUAAAGGAGACAACAUCUAUGAGUGGAGGUCCACCAUCCUGGGCCCCCCGGGCUCUGUGUACGAGGGAGGAGUGUUCUUCCUGGACAUCGCCUUCACACCAGACUACCCCUUCAAGCCCCCCAAGGUGACGUUCCGCACCAGGAUCUAUCACUGCAACAUCAACAGCCAGGGGGUGAUCUGCCUGGACAUUCUGAAGGACAACUGGAGUCCUGCCCUCACCAUCUCCAAGGUCCUGCUGUCCAUCUGCUCCCUGCUCACCGACUGCAACCCUGCGGACCCCCUGGUGGGAAGCAUUGCCACACAGUACACCACAAACAGACCAGAACACGACAGGAUAGCCAAACAGUGGACAAAACGCUACGCCACAUAAUCAGCAGAGCGAUCACUGCUGGGACAAGUGGGUUUGGGGGGUGGGGUGGGGUAGGGGUUGAUUUGUAGCAAAAGUGUGUGUGUUUGUUUGGGGCGGGGGGAUUUUUACCUUGCAGCUGAAGUCUUAACUUGUUUAUUGUAUUUUAAAUUAUCUGCAGCCCGACUGUAACCCCAUGUUGUAGCCUGAGCUCCAGGAUGGCUGCUUCCUGGAGUCGCCAUGACUACCAGUCAGAUGUUUGGUGUUUGCUUCUCCUCCAGAACACGAAGUUGAUUCACUCAUGUAGACAUGUUUAGGUGUGGAUGGAUGUUGGUUGUGAUUUGUGUUCGGACUGUUCUGUUUCUCCCUUUGAAAGAAUUAAACAAAACCAAGAAGUC
Poecilia latipinna (sailfin molly) is the source of this 1424-nucleotide messenger RNA. RefSeq names its product ubiquitin-conjugating enzyme E2 E1. The record is from RefSeq and is a predicted model, not a curated record. Lineage: Eukaryota; Metazoa; Chordata; Actinopteri; Cyprinodontiformes; Poeciliidae. The transcript has 6 exons. Bases 460 to 1050 code for a protein of 196 amino acids.